AUGGAUACUCCUUUGGAAGCUACUACUCGUCUGAAAAAGAAAGAUGGUGAUCCUAUUGAUAAGGGACAUUAUCAACAGUUGAUGGGAAAAUUGAUUUCUCUCUCCCAUACUAGACCGGACAUUACAUGUGCAGAAAAGGGAUUCUCUUGUCAACGCAAUCAUCUUCGUAUUGCAGCCUACACUGAUGUUGAUUGGGGUGCUAAUCCUGAUUGGAAAUCUACUUCAGGUUAUUGUACGAUUGUAGGAGGUAAUCUUGUCGCAUGGCGUAGUAAGAAACAGAAUGUUGUGGCAAGAUCUAGUGUUAAGAGUGUCGUGCUAUGGCCCAAGGAAUCUGUGAGUUAUUGUGGCUUCAAAGUUUAUUCCAAGAUCUUAGUGGUUCUGUUCAUCGUCUAA
Telopea speciosissima is the source of this 393-nucleotide messenger RNA. RefSeq lists its product as uncharacterized. Bases 1 to 393 code for a protein of 130 amino acids. The record is from RefSeq and is a predicted model, not a curated record. The transcript has 2 exons. NCBI's taxonomy places the organism in Eukaryota, Viridiplantae, Streptophyta, Magnoliopsida, Proteales, Proteaceae.